This is a messenger RNA of Morone saxatilis (striped sea-bass), 3925 nucleotides long. RefSeq names its product mitoguardin 1 (gene miga1). Gene Ontology annotation, biological process: mitochondrial fusion. The coding region runs from base 177 to 1955 and encodes 592 amino acids. The transcript has 16 exons. The record is from RefSeq and is a predicted model, not a curated record. Lineage: Eukaryota; Metazoa; Chordata; Actinopteri; Moronidae.
ACGCUGGAGCAGCGUCUGCUCUGUCGUUGGAGUCCUUCAGUCUGCAGCCGCUGAGGUCAGCCAGAGGACCGGCUCAAAACCACCGGGAGAGGAGAGUCUGUGGAGGAAACCUCUAAAUGUCCAGCAGAAUGGUGAAGAGGAUAAGGGAGCUGCCAAGUCAUGGAUAGAUCGCCACAAUGACACAUGAGACCCUCACAAACUCCCAGCUGUCUGUCAAGGCGGCUGCCCUGCGCAUGGUUGACCUACCGCUGUCCGUGUACAGGUCUCUGGCACAGGUGAGUGUCAGCACAGGCACCAAGAAGCUGGUGGCCGCCACCGCCUUCGGUGCCGUCUCGCUCCUCCUCCUUGCGCGCCGCUUCCAGAGGAGGAAGGGCAGAAAGAAGGGGCUCUCUCCUCAGUGGGAGCAGGCUGGCUUUGAGUUUUUCUCCCCGGCCGCAGCAGACAACGAUAACACCAGUCAGAACAUCACUCUCUCCCUCAACUCCAAAAAUGGCUACUCCUCUGGUCUCGUUCUCACCACGAGAGACUAUAAAAAACUGUCUGGGUCUCUGCUGAGCCUGGCCUCGGUAAAAAGCAUGAACUCAUCCAGCAGCAGCACCUGUGCUAAUGAAUCCAGCUGUUGGGACAGAGCAGCGGAAGCAGAUAUCUGCAGUUUGGUCAACUUACCCGUCACCACACCUGAAAACCUUUACCUUAUGGGUAUGGAUUUAUUUGAAGAGGCUCUCAGGCGGUGGGAGGAGGCUUUGACAUUCAGGAGCAGACAGGGUGAGGACGAUGCCAGCUGUGCAUCUGUCAAAACUGGAGCCGGAGACGCCAUCGCUGAGCAGGAAAUGGAGGACGCCAUCAGUGCAGAGUUCAUCCACAGGCUGAAGUCUCUGCUGCAGAGAGCUUACAGCCUCCAGGAGGAGUUCGAGGGAGUGCUGUGCGUGUCAGAGCCUUCAUCCCACAGCAACAGCCAGGAUAAGAUGACAGAUAUUUUGGCCAGAGACGAGCUGGACGACGUCUGUCUGAGGGACAGCAUGAGCAUCGCCUCCACUGACUCAUUUGUGUCUGCUGCUGAGCUGUCAGAGCAGAGAGAGCUGAGGAGUGCCUUCGCUCUGGGUCAUCACCCUUUCUACGAGGAGGCGCUGCAGAUGGCCGAGGAUGGAAAGAUCUCCUGCAGGGUGCUGCGGACUGAGUUGCUGGAGUGUCACGGGGACUUAGACUUCCUGGCCAAGUUGCACUGUGUGCGGCAGGCAUGUCAGCUCAUUUUGUGUGAGAGAACGACCAGGAUGUUUCUGGCCGACACGGGAAAGAAAAUCCUGUCUUCCAUUAUCGUUAAAGCACAGAAGAACCCAGCGAGAUUCGAGGAGGUGUUUGAGGAGAUGAUUACCUUCCUGGAUCACACAGAGCACUGGGAAAACACAGAAGUGGAGCUGGCAACCAGAGGGGUGAAGCACUUGAACUUCUAUGACAUAGUGCUGGACUUCAUCCUGAUGGACUCGUUUGAGGAUCUGGAGAAUCCACCAAUCUCCAUCCAGAAUGUGAUCAACAACCGCUGGCUCAACAGCUCCUUCAAGGAGACGGCGGUGGCAUCUAGCUGUUGGUCAGUAAUGAAGCAGAAGAGACAGCACAUGAAGGUUCCUGACGGCUUCAUCGCCCAUUUCUACGCUGUGUGUGAACAGAUCAGCCCCGUUCUGGCCUGGGGCUUCCUGGGGCCCAAGAGCUCCCUGCAUGACUUCUGCUGCUUCUUCAAGGAUCAGGUGCUGCACUUCCUAAAGGAUAUUUUCGACCUGGACAAGGUGCGUUACUGCUCUGUGGAGAGUCUAGCAGAGGACAUGCUCCACCUGCUGCAUCGCCGCUCCGAACUGCUGCUGGCCUACCUGGGAGCCGACUCCCUGCGGCACGUCAACAGCUGCAAUCCCCCGCAGGUACAGCUGGUGCCCAGCGCCCUGCUGGAGGCCCGAGUGCAGUGAGAGACUGCAAACCCCCCCAAACAGACCCGGAGGGGAGGGAGGGUCACCAAACACUAUACACAGACGGAAAUCUCAGCUUUUAUGUUAGGGUGAGUUGACACAAACUGUCGGACCAAAGAAGACUGAGUAGGUAGGUCUGUAGGUCUGAAUGACUCGAUCUUCCACCCACCUGGUGCACAAAACUCACCACCUCUCCCAUCAUGCUCUGCUCUCAUCGCCGUGUACCCGAGGAUUCAUAUAAAACGUACCUGCCUUUACCCCCAGCCCCCUUUUCACUGUGCCAUGGCAGUGCACGAUUUUAAAACAUCAUAGCAAUAAUAAUUGUAAUUUAAACUCUUGCAGUAGAUACUAUGCUGUGUAAAUUAAAGCAUAUUUAUUGCUGUUAAGAGCAAUCUGUGUGUAAAAGAAGGUAUUUUACAGUAUUUAUUUUACUAUACAGCUAAAUGAUGCAGGAUUUAUUUUUUAGACGCUGUAGUUUUAAAUGUAUGCAUCAGUGGAUUUGUGAUCAGCUUCAAACAUAUAGUACGAAUACAAUAACCUUUUAUCAAAUAAGAGAUUUAUUAGAUGUAUUUCUACAUCAGCAAUGCAGAACCAUUACAUGUGUUUUUGUUACAGAGAAGUCAUAGAACGGGAUUUAAAUGUAAAAGAUGUUGACUGGAGUAAUCGUCAGACUUUCUCGUGACUUACUGAAAAGGGAAAGUAGUUUUUUGGCACUUACAAACCUUCCUGCGAUAUUUAAACGAAGCCCGGCUCAUGCAGCCUCCAAGGCCCUUUAAUCUCAUCACACCACCAACUACAGGAAAUAGAAGAUUAUACAUCACUGUUGCUUAACGCUAAAGCUGUUAAAACUAUUUGUGCCACAGUUUGUUUUUUCACGACGGGGCAAAAUACGCAAGAAGCCUUAUUGUCACUGCACAUGUUCGAGCCUCGUCUUCAUCACUGAAACAGUCUGCUCCACCGAUCGGUCACUGCCAUGUACAGGACAUGCACAACAUGAAAGGUCUGAGCAGUCGAGCUACUGCAGGAACAAACCUGUUAAAGAGGAGUUGAUUUCUAAAUGUUAGGUAACUACUUUAGGAGGGAUUGUCGGCUGCAGGUUGUUCCUCUUAAAAGAUAGUUUUGCAUAUUUUGUGAGGCUCAGAUGUACGUUGAAAUCUUCCUAAAGUGAUUCCAAUUUAAGUGGGGGGGACAAAAUCCAGUCCUCAUUCUGUAAAUACGAGGCUACAACAGUCAAAGUUGCUAACUCACUGGUUAUAACUUGUUGAUUUCUGGUCUUCUGAAGACAGUAUACACCAGUGUUUCUCAAACGUUUUACACCGCAUACAACCAAAGGAAUGAUUAGGCUCUCCAUUAUAUUGUUAUAACACAGUAGCAUUAGGCUGACCCUGAUCAGUUGAAGGAUCAGAGAUACUUCGGUAGAAAUGGGGUACUCCUGUUCCACACUGGUCUUCCAAAUAGGUUGUUUGGAGCCCCGAUUGCACAUUUAUAACUGGUCAUUUUACUGCCUCUUAUUAUGUGGCCAUCACACUUUAGCUCGUAACUAAUAAUGGACAUGUGCAGGUGCUACAUACAUGAGCACAUAGCAGGCUGAUACUGACACAUUAUUAAAUUACAUGAAUUUAAAGAGAUUCGACAACCAGUGCAACAAAGGAUUGAGAAAAUAAUUAAUGGAGAGAUUGUUAGUUGCUUUGUUUCCUCACCAAAUUGCAGUGAGUAUUAUAACAUUUGAUUUGUCAACUUAUUUUUUGAUGGACCCCCCCCAUUUCUUAAAUUUGAAUCACAUAAGGAUCUUUUCAGGACCUGUAUUCAGAGACAUGUACUUAUGAGUAUAUUGUUGUAAGACAGACUUGUAAAAUAUGUGAAACUAUUUGAUUGCUCUCAUUUUGGCAACACUGGGAAGAUAAUAUUUUCUUUUUUUUACAUUUGUGAAUUCAUUGUGUAUAAAUUAAGCAAAUAAAAGACUGAAUGUG